Messenger RNA from Dibothriocephalus latus, 1494 nucleotides. Lineage: Eukaryota; Metazoa; Platyhelminthes; Cestoda; Diphyllobothriidea; Diphyllobothriidae. The record is from the annotation of a GenBank genome assembly.
AUGAGCAAACGGACUCUCAUCAGUGAUGUCCCCCAGACUCCCGGAGGAGUUCAUUUAUGCUUUGGGGACGUUUCGGCCGAUGAAAUUGCCGUUGACGAGGAAAUUUCUAUCAAGUCAUCCCUCUUCCGGACGUCUACUGAGCCGCAUAUGAAGACGCGCUCAAGUUCCAGGAAAAAGUCUUUGGUUACCCCUAAGACGAAAGAAAAGUUUGUCGUACGGAAAUCGACAGAUCUUAGGAGGUUUAAAACUGUAGAAGAUCGUGUGAACGCUCUAAUAUCAAGUCCGAUGAUUGAGGUUCGACGCCGCCCCUUGAGUCAAUCUCAAUCAUUCACUUCAAUGGAAUAUCUUAUACUUCAAUGGUGGGCUGUCAUACAAUGUGCUGACGCCAUCCUUAACCGCAACGCAAAAAUCGUAUGUGUCGGCUGGUUAGUUUCACGUUCGUUAGUCGCCCCAAGAACUCUUGAAAGUCCAGUCCAAGAAGCUGCCAACCUCGAUGCAGAACCUGAGCCAAUGGAUGACUCCGAAAAUAUACCACCUGGAACUGAGACGGAGCCGGCCCCCGAAACAGUGCAGGCUGAACAGAUGGAGCCGUCAUCCAUAGGAGAGUUUCGUGUUCUUGUUGACAUGGAGGCCGCUAGACUGAAAGCUGCGAGGGCAGCGUGGGAGGAUGUUGUUGAGGAGGAGGGUAGCGCUAUACCUGAUGUUGGCAAUACAAAAACUAUUGCGGUAGAAAUAACAGAGCUCUACCUUUCAGCCCUUGAUAGCAUUCGCGUUGCAGUGGGCAAGUGUGGCCUUUUGCUUGCCAAGAAGUUCCCUUUCUUCCACAACCUUAUUGACAUGGCGGAUGCCAGUCCCAACUCGGCUACCGAAGAGUCAGCCCCCUCUGCCGACAUCAACGAUUUACUCGGUUAUUGGACCACGAUCGCCGCCGAGAUUGAGCAAAUUGACAGUGCAUUCGAGCGCCUCCGAGUUUGGCGUGAGAAUUCUAAGUGGGCACUGGAGUCGAGACCUAAGACACCGAGUCGGUAUGAGGCAAAGAAAGAGACGACUAAGCCGUCUUCCCGCCUUCCCCGUGCCAAGGCGUUGAAUCCCUCCGCCUUACCGAAGAACAUCGUCAAUAAAAUCAAGGCUACUCCUAAAUCCUCUAAGCGUCUUCUCCGCUCCGGUAAGAAAACGGCCUCGAAGAUCCCCGCUCCGUCAGUACCCAAGAGGUCUACUUUCGCCGAAUUUCGGGCUCAACUGAAGGCUAAGAGAGCAGAAACUUUCAAAACUCCAGAGGCGCCCAAGGUGGCAAAGACGACUAGUGAGUCCUAUUACCUAGUUCUUUGCGCUUUUCGCAACUGCCAGGAAACACGUCUGGUCUUAAGGCUAGAUGUAUUGCACUUCUCGGCAUCAGUAUGCACAGUGAGAUUUUUUUAUCUUUCUAUUCUUCACACUCGUGCGAACAAACUCGCGUCAGAUAUCACACUUAAUUCAGCGAACCCCUAUCAGUAA